Humulus lupulus (European hop) is the source of this 966-nucleotide messenger RNA. RefSeq lists its product as uncharacterized. The transcript has 3 exons. Bases 1 to 966 code for a protein of 321 amino acids. The record is from RefSeq and is a predicted model, not a curated record. Lineage: Eukaryota; Viridiplantae; Streptophyta; Magnoliopsida; Rosales; Cannabaceae.
AUGGAACGAGCUGGUAUAGAACUGAUCACAGGAAAACUUGCAAAGGUUACACUUCAGUCCACCUUGUUAGAAAAGAUUAGGGAAGGGCAGAAUGCAGACAAAAAGUUAAGUGACCUAAAGCAAGAGAUGCAGAAUGGGAAUGCCAAGGAUUUCACUAUGUUAGAUACCGGACUAUUCAGAUUCAAGGGGCGUAUUUGUGUUCCAGACAGUGAUGAGUUGAGGAAAGAGAUUCUAGCGGAAGCUCAUACUACCCCAUAUUCAGUUCACCCCGGGACCACUAAGAUGUACCACGACCUUAAGUUCGCUGAGUUGUACAUGAAUGAGAUAGUACGGCUACAUGGGACACCAUACUCUAUUGUGUGCAAUCAGGAUGCUCGGUUUACAUCAUCAUUCUGGGAGACUACCAAUCUACCAUCGGGGUGGCACCGUAUGAAAUGUUGUAUGGAAGAAAGUGUAGGUCUCCACUUCACUGGGAUGAACUGGGAGAGAGAAAAUUACUUGGAGCAACACACCAAUGAGGCUAUUCAGAAAAUCAGGGCUAGAAUGGUCACAGCUCAGAGCAGACAGAAGUCUUAUGCAGACCUAAAGCGCAAGCAUGUUGAGUUUGAAGUUGGUGAUCAUGUAUUUCUGCGUGUGACUCCAAGGAAAGGAAUCUCAGUGAAGAGGUUUGGCAAGAAGGGAAAGCUUAGUCCCAGAUAUGUCGGACCUUUUGAGAUUUUGGAUAGAGUGGGCAAUGUGGCUUACAGGGUAGCUUUACCACCAUCAUUGUCCGGGGUGCACAAUGUAUUUCAUGUGUCACAACUUCGAAAAUAUAUAUCCGACCCAUCGCAUGUGUUGAGCUACGAAACCUUGGGUUUACAGGAGGAUUUGUCAUUCGAUGAACAUCCAGUAAAAAUACUCGAUCGAAAGGACAAGGUCCUAGGGAAUAGGACUAUUUCCUUAGUGAAAGUGUUGUGGACGUUUUAA